UACUUGCAGUUGGUGGGGCCAUUUUCAGAUGUGACGGGACAGAACUAAGAAAAAACCUCAAGAGCCCGAAGACGUCUUGUUUGUCUGCUUUCUCCACCACGAAAGGUACUUUUCCCCAAAGAGCUGUAUUGUGUCGCGGGAACAUUCAGUAGAUAUGUGUUCAAGCACAAUUGCAAAGCGAUAGAAUUUGAGAUGAGAAAAUGAAUUAAUCCACUCAUCGGACCAAAUGCAGUGGAGAGGAAGUUUCCGUCGCCUCCCUUAGAAACCGCGAACGUCGAAGAACUAGUCUACACGGCGCUGAACUCCAUUUCACUUUCCCUCUUCUCUCCCUCAUUUAUGUGUGUCUAAAUCUAAUCUGAUUUUUGUCCAGUGUUUGUUGUCCUAUUGCCGAGAUCUUGCGUCGCGCCGCGCUACGUUUGAAUGGACAUGGAAAUUGGAAGUAUGCCACCGAAAAAUACAUUGCAGACGGCUGGCGGCAGACCGAAAAAAUCAUGGACCGAGUUGCAGACCGUGGUGACUGAGUUUCGCAAGCAGUUGGCCAAUCUCUCGAGCACUGUCCCGACCAAUAUCAAUUUUCGAACGUUAUCUGAUGGACGGGUUCGUAUUUACUUCUUGAGCACUCCCCCGAAUGGUUGGGAGACGACUUUACUGUACACGGACGUGAACCCCAAUUGGGAUCAGUCGCAGAGUCUGAGCCUGAACCUGCUGCUGGAGCCGUCGAUACCUAGCAUUUCGGCUAAUUCAACCUGUUCACGCGAGGUCCAACUCCUGUUGGAACGAAAACGGUUGGCUACUUGGGGCAUCACAUCCUAUGAAAUCCAUAAAUUGAGCGGGAAGAUUGUCUUCCCACUAUCCAGCACCCUGUACCAGUGCUUAGAUACCGGAUACAAUACGGGGCCACUGUUCCCAUCGCAGUUGCGCAUCUGUCCGCAAUGGGCAGCGAUAGAUCCACAGAUUUGCCCGCAGAAUUCAGAUCUGAUUGCCUACGUGAGCGGCGGCGAUAUCUGGGUGACGCACACUCUUAGCGGACACGAUGAGCGGUUGACGUAUGCGCACGACGGCCGCCGGUCGUUCGUGGAUGACCCACUGAGUGCUGGUGUUCCUUCGUAUGUGAUGCAAGAGGAGUUUAGUCGCUAUCGGGGCUACUGGUGGCAGCCCAAGCGAGAUGAUGGCAUCUAUCGAAUAGUCUAUGAAGAAGUAGAUGAAAGCGAUGUUUGCGUUUUCACAUUCCCUUCCUCGCAAGCAGCCACCGGUGACUACGAAGAAUACCGUUUCCCUCGGGCCGGCACAGCGAACGCAAAGUCGAAAUUGAAAUUAGUCCAGUUUACAUUAAACGAAUCCUUGCAAAUAACAGAUAUUUGCAUAAAAGAUCUGCCGUAUUCAUUGACUGUGGUGUUUCCAUGGUUGGAAUAUAUCGUUCGUGUAGGCUGGACCCCAAACUCACAAUACAUCUGGCUCCAAGCAAUGAACAGGCAACAGCAACGCUUAGAUUUAGUCCUAAUACCCUUAGAUAAUUUUUGUGAAGCAUACAGUAGUUCGGCAUCAUCGCCAACUGGUGACCACAGUUGGAAAUCUCCAAUAAGUAGAACAAUAAGCCCCUUACAAGUUAUUUACUCAGAAACAUCAACGUCGUGGAUCAAUGUUCACGAUCUAUUAAAUUUUAUCGAGAUAACGGACUCAACAGUGACAUUUAUUUGGGCUUCGGAAGAGACGGGAUUCCGUCAUUUGUAUCUUGUUACUUCUAGUCUGAAUGGUGCGACGAAUGGCUGCCGCGACACGCAUCUGAUGAAUCAAGACAUCGACUACAUCGAUGAGACCACGCUGAUACCGCGGAUUGUAAAUAAGGUGCCGUUGACGUGCGGAAAAUGGGAAGUUCUAGACUGCAAUAUUUGGGUGGAUCAUUCGCGACAAUUAGUUUAUUUCUUAGGCUUAAAAGAGACACCGUUAGAAAAACACUUAUACGUUGUUAGUCUGCAAGGGCCCGGUUAUGUUCGAUUAUUAACUGAGCCCGGCUACUCAUACUCAGUUGAAUUCAAUGAGGAAUGUAAUUUAAUGAUACAAAUUUACUGUAGCAUUAAUCGUCUUCCGUCGUGUAAAGUUUUGAAAUUAACGCAAACAUGUCAGAGUGGCGGCGUGGCUGGUCUGCAGUUGACAUUGAUGGGCUUUCUAUCGGAAGGCGGACAACCUGAAAAGCAAUACUGCCCAUCGAUAUACAAUCCACAGAUAAGCAGCGGUGACGUGCUGUAUGCGAUGGUUUUCAAACCGCACAAUUUUACGUUAGGAGUGAAGUAUCCCACGGUGCUGAAUGUUUACGGUGGACCAGAGGUGCAGACUGUUAAUAAUACUUUUAAAGGAAUGCGUCAGCUUCGAAUGCAUAUGCUUGCCGCACAAGGCUACUGUGUGAUAUGUGUUGAUUCGCGCGGAUCUAGACAUCGUGGAACAAAAUUUGAGAAUCAUUUAAGAUGUCGUAUGGGUCAAGUAGAAUUAUCGGAUCAAGUUGAGGUGCUUAAAAUUUUAGCUGAGCAAUUAGGUUAUAUUGAUAUGGAUCGUGUAGCAAUACAUGGAUGGUCUUAUGGCGGAUACUUAAGUUUAAUGGGAUUAAUCCAACAUCCGAAUAUAUUUAAAGUUGCAAUAGCUGGUGCACCAGUGACAAAUUGGGAAUAUUAUGAUACGGGCUAUACGGAGAGAUAUAUGGAUUUGCCGGAGAAUAAUAAACGUGGCUAUUCGGCAGGGAAUGUUCUUACGUAUAUUGAGAAGUUUCCUAAUGACGAUAAUCGUUUACUCAUCAUUCACGGUUUAAUUGACGAAAACGUGCAUUUCUAUCAUACAUCGCAACUAAUUAACUCGUUAGUUAAAGCGAACAAACCGUAUCAACUUCAAAUCUAUCCCAACGAACGUCACUCAUUAAGAAAUUUGGAUGCUAGCCGACAUUAUGAAACGAAACUUCUUUCAUUUUUACAAAAUAAUUUAUGAGUUUAAUAUAUUUAUUUUAGACCAGAAUAGUAACGAACAAGUUAAAUUCAAAUAAUAUCAAAAUCAAUAACUCAAUAUUCGGAAGAAAACAUAAUAAAGCUAAUUUUUAUUAUAAAUUUUUGAGGAGAAAGUCUUAAUACCGCGAUGAUCAGUUUUCAGAAAAAUACACCCAGACAAACUAAGGCUUUAAUUGAAUAUUGUUAUAAUUUCACUACCCCCACUUUGUUAGUUUUGAAAUAAAAAAUACAGCCAUAGGAACAAUGCAUGCUCGCAGUUUUUCCUAUGAAAACGUUGUCUAUUUACUAAGGAUUUAAGAUAUCAUUAUUUCUCUGUGACGAUACAGUGCUUAGUUCCCAACUUGCAAAAUAAUUUUUCUAUAUUUUAUCUAACGAUCUUUUUCCAAUAUCCAUCAUGUAUCAAAACCGUUUGGACAAAACAUAAGAAUUGUAUAUGAAGAUCGGACGUUUUUCACGGAUUGAAAACACACAAAAAAAGAUAAUUUUAAAUUUUCAUUUAUCAUGCUCUCAAUUUGAAUAAGGUUGUACUUAGCUUUCUCUAAAACUCUUUGCAAUACACGCGCGAUUUAUUUGCUAAAUCUUUACAUUUUCUGAAUAAAUCAAAUUCGAAUUAAAAUCUAGAAAUGCAUAUUAGGAUUAUUGUUCUAUUUUUCUACAUUGAAAACUGUAAAUUAUCCGAGAUCAUAUUGCGAACAAGAAAAAAAAACAAAACAAAUGAAAUUAUUUAUUGAAUGAUCAAUUAUCAAUGUAACGAUAAAAUAAUGUAUGCCAUACAAGCUAAAACUAGAGAAUUAAAUCAUGUAGACAUUAUGAUUGAAAGUGUACACACGAAAUUGAUAAUGAAAGAAAUAACGGAGAGUUUGGUUAAGAUGAAUUUAUUAUCAAACUGACUAACUACUUUUAGAUAGCUAAUACAAAAUGCAGUGAAUGGUUUUCA
Molecule: messenger RNA, 3927 nt
Organism: Hermetia illucens (black soldier fly)
Lineage: Eukaryota; Metazoa; Arthropoda; Insecta; Diptera; Stratiomyidae
Product: dipeptidyl peptidase 9
Exons: 12
Coding region: 421-2973 (850 amino acids)
Biological process (GO): proteolysis
Molecular function (GO): serine-type peptidase activity; dipeptidyl-peptidase activity
Source: RefSeq, a predicted model, not a curated record